Molecule: messenger RNA, 2758 nt
Organism: Cataglyphis hispanica
Lineage: Eukaryota; Metazoa; Arthropoda; Insecta; Hymenoptera; Formicidae
Product: pre-rRNA 2'-O-ribose RNA methyltransferase FTSJ3
Exons: 6
Coding region: 135-2642 (835 amino acids)
Biological process (GO): maturation of LSU-rRNA from tricistronic rRNA transcript (SSU-rRNA, 5.8S rRNA, LSU-rRNA); maturation of 5.8S rRNA from tricistronic rRNA transcript (SSU-rRNA, 5.8S rRNA, LSU-rRNA); rRNA methylation
Cellular component (GO): nucleolus; nucleus; preribosome, large subunit precursor
Molecular function (GO): rRNA (guanine) methyltransferase activity; rRNA (uridine-2'-O-ribose)-methyltransferase activity
Source: RefSeq, a predicted model, not a curated record
UCUGUAUAUGUGAAAUAAUAAUUUCUAACCUAUAUCACAAACGUUGUGAAAACCACGUUGUAUAAAUAUUGAAUAGCACGUAUUUUAAAUGUGUAUAUUUAUCUAUGAAAAGUUAACAUUUAUUUUUUAUUAAAAUGGGAAAAAAAUCAAAGAUUGGAAAGCAGAGAAAAGAUAAAUAUUAUCAAUUAGCCAAAGAAACAGGUUACAGAUCACGUGCUGCUUUCAAAUUAAUUCAAUUAAAUCGCAAGUUUGAAUUUUUGCAAAAGUCCAGAGUAUGCAUCGACUUGUGUGCAGCACCUGGUGGCUGGAUGCAAGUUGCCAGACAAAAUAUGCCAAUAUCAUCUAUAGUUAUAGGCGUAGAUCUGUUUCCGAUAAAGCCUAUACCAGGAUGUAUCAGUCUUACAGAAGAUAUUACAACAGAUAAAUGUAGAGUGGCUAUUUCGCGUGAAUUAAAGACAUGGAAAGCUGAUAUUGUUUUAAACGAUGGUGCUCCCAAUGUAGGAAAAAAUUGGCUUCAUGAUGCAUAUCAACAAGCUGUGUUAACAUUAUCAGCUGUUAAAUUAGCUACUCAAUUCUUAAAAGCUGGUGGUUGGUUUGUAACAAAAGUAUUUCGAUCUAAAGAUUAUCAUCCAUUAAUCUGGGUGUUAAAACAGCUAUUUAAAAAGGUACAUGCUACUAAACCUCAAGCUUCGCGUAAUGAAUCUGCAGAAAUCUUUGUAGUGUGUCAAUAUUAUAUUGCUCCUGAUAAAUUAGAUUCCAAGUUCUUUGAUGCAAAGCAUGUAUUUUCUGAAUUAGAAAUAGAAUCUACAAACAAAUCAAACUUUCUUCAAGCGGACAAGCAGAAGAAACAAAAAGCAGAAGGAUAUCCUGAAAAUGAUUACACAUUAUAUCAUAAAUUGUCCGCAAAAGAGUUUAUUGCCUGUGAAAAUGCAAUUGAAGCUUUGCAGAAUGCUUCUGAAAUAGUAAUAGAUGAUGAAGUUAUCAAUAAUCAUGAGAAAACAACUAAAGAAGUUAGAGAAUGUUGCAAGGAUAUCAAAGUACUUGGUCGGAAGGAUUUAAAAUUAUUGCUUAAUUGGUGGAAAUCAUUAAAAGGAACACAAGCAGAAACAGAAGAGAAAGAAGAUGUAGUAGAAAAUGAAACUACAGCAGCAUCUAAAGUUAUUAGCCUCGAAGAGCAGGAAGAUUUGGAAGAUGUGAUAAUUGAAAAACAGAUCGCCGAGCUCAGGGAAGAGGAAGCUAAAGAAUUGAAGAGCAAGAAGAAGAAAGCUAACAAAGAGAGAAAUAAAUUGAAUAAACGCCUUAACUUGCAAAUGAUUCAUAAAAAUGAUGAAGGACCUAAAUUAGAAAGGGAUGAUAUGUUUAAAUUAAGUCAGAUUCAAACCUAUGAGCAAUUGGAACAAGUUACAGAUCAAACGCCUGAUGUUUUAGCAGAGAGUGAUGCAAAUUCGGACGAAGAACAAGUCAAACCAAAGACGGUUUCUUACAAGAAAGAUACAGGCCAUUUGGACAGCAAAGGCUUAUACUAUAAGGCAGAAGAUAGCGAAGAUAAUGAUACCGAUGCUGCAUCAGAUGAUGAUACAGAUAGUGAAAAAUCUGGACUAGGUCUGGAAGAUUCAGAAGACGAAAGUACAAAAAAAGUACAAAAGAAGAAACAACAAUGUAAAGAUUUUGACAAUUCUAACAAUCCUUUGCUAACUGACUUAGAUUUCCGGGAUAAAAAGACUAAAAAGAUUCAUAAAGCUGAACUUUGGUUCGAAAAAGACGCAUUUAAAAAUUUAGAGGAUGAAGAUGAUGCAGAUUAUGAAUUAGAUAAAAUGAUCGAACAAUACAAGAGGAAGGGUGGACAUAUUCUUGGAGAAGAGGAGAAGACAGAAAAAAAAAUUAAUAAGGAAAAGAAACGCAAAGUUAAUGAAAACGACGAUUCAAAUUCGGAUUAUGACAUGGAAGAAAUGAUGGCACCUAAAAAAGUAAAGAAGAUCGGCGGAAAAGACGGUUUUGAAGUAGUACCUCAAGAAAAAGAUAACCAAGUAAAAAAAAGAAAAUUGACCCCUGAGGAUUUAGCACUCGGAUCUUUGAUGAUUCGUAAAAAAUCUCGAAGAAAUUUGAUUGACUCUGCUUGGAAUAGAUACGCAUUUAAUGAUGAAAAAUUACCUAAUUGGUUUGUGAAGGAUGAGGAAAAACAUAUGAAGAAGGAAGCACCUGUACCUAAGGAACUUGUCGAAGAAUAUCAGAACAGAGUCAAAGACUUAAAUGUUAGACCAAUUAAGAAAGUAAUGGAAGCUAAGGCGAGAAAAAAGAGACGCUCAAUGCGCAAACUUGAAAAGGCCAAGAAGAAAAUGGAAAACUUGAUGGAUAAUGCAGAUAUCAACGACAAAGAGAAGGCUAGACAAAUUAAUGCAUUGUACAAGAAAGCCAAGAAAGAGCCAAGAAAGGAAGUUAAGUAUAUCGUAGCAAAGAAACAUACCGCGCAGAAGCGGGCAGUUCGGCCCCCUGGUGUGAAAGGUCGAUAUAAAGUUGUCGAUCCAAGAAUGAAGAAGGACUUACGCGCGGCUAAAGCUAAGGAAAAAACUAAAGGACGUGGAAAGAAAAGUCGAGGCGGUAACAGACCAAGAACAAAACCUAUGAAGAGGAAAAGUAAAUAAUUCCCCUAAAUUUAUAUGAUAAAUAAUAUUUAACAGUUCUGACUAGAACCUUUUGCUAUGCAAAAUUUUUUCCAAUAAUUAAUGAGAUAUGUAAAUAAAUAAUGUUUCUAUUUCAC